AUGUUGAAAUAUUUUACGAAUGAGUAUUAUUCUUACUUAUCGAGCGGCAAGAAGAAAUCUUUCAUGGUUGAGAAGGACAUUAAAACGAGGACUACGUUCUUCAAUAGAGAAGACCUGAAAAAUGUAUUUGUGUUAGACCCCCAAGACACAACGGCAGGAUUGUGUCUGUUAAACAUUUCGUUAUUUCUUCUAGGGGGAUUAUCAAAACAUAAAGUAAAAGGAGAUCUAGCAACAAAUUUACAAGGAGGUCUUUUUAUUAUAAGUUUAAUAAUUUUUUCAAUACAAAAAGCAUUUGAGCGAUAUAUCCUGUCCGAUAUUUUAUUUGUUGUACUUUUGUUCAUAUCUUGUAUGUUACCAUUUUUAUUGUUAGAAUUAAAUGGAUGUUUUAAUAAUAUUGUCUUUUUUCCCAUAUGUGUAAUGUUCUACUUCACUAGAUAUCACCUACGAAAUUUAUUCAUUUUAGACUCUUUUUUAAUUCUUACCAUUCUUAUAAUAAAUGUUUCGAUAAAUUCAAGUACUAUAGAUAUUUACAUUUUUUUAUUUUUAUUAAUUGCCUUUAGUCUCAGUAUCCUAUUUUACAGAUAUUUGUAUUAUUUUUCAAAAGUUAUAUAUAACUCUUCAACAAGCCAAAAAAGUAUGAUUCUAAUGUUCCCUUAUAUAACUGAAUAUCAAGAAAUUUGUUUCUUAAAGCUAGCUGAUAUUUUACUAGACUUAAACAAUUACAUGUAUAUAAAAUGGAAUAUUUUUUGUGAAAAUAUUCCAAAAGUUCAUUUAAGAAAUGAAAAAGAAACUCAAAAUUUGAGAAUGAUUUCUAGCAGAUUAUCAAAUAAAUUCUACACACUAAAGAACCAAAAAAUGUUCUCUAUAUACCCACCAUAUUAUUGUCUCAAAGUGUUGUAUCAUAAAAAAUUAUACUUAAUCACUUCUGCUAUUGAAAAAAAGAAAAAGGAAUUUAUGAAAUUAUAUUCUAAUGAAAAUAAAAGAAAUAUUCAUUUUCUAAUCGAAAUUAUCAACUUGCAAAGAAAGUCACUCGACUCUGACUCUCAUCCAGAUCUAGCUCAUCAUCCUAAAUCAAUAAAACGAGAUGAAAAAAGCAAAGAAAAAAAAAAAAUACACACGUAUCAAAAAAAAGGGAUCAACUAUAAAGAAUUUUCUUCUUUUCAAAACAUUACACGGGAUAAGCUAAAUCAAAAUGAUAAUAUUAAAAACGGUACAACUUGCACAAAGGGUUCAGACAUGGGAAGGAAAAAGAAAAAAAAAAAAAAAAAAAAAACAGAGAACAUCCCACAAUCGUAUGAACAAAUGGGAAUUUCCAAACAACAUAAUCAGGAUGUCAGUGCUGUUCACCGCCUAACUCAUGGCCAUAAAAAUAAUAUUCAUAAAAGUGAAAAAAAAAAAGUGGAAGAACGAAAAUGUCUAAACGAAGCCAAUGAAUCAGUGAAAAUGUCGCAAAGGGGAAGAAGAGAAAAGAAAAAAAUUAUAAAAACAUAUCAUAGACAAAAUAAUUUUGUAGAGGGCCAUUUAAAAAAAAAAGCUGAUAGUGAUGAUGAAAAAAAGAAGCAGAUGGGGAAAAGCCAAAGCAACGUUGACAACGAUUUUAUGAAUAAAAAUUCUAAAACAAAUAAGAUAAAUGUUGAAAAUUUAAUGGGUCCUUCGGAGAGAAAUGUGCGCACUGAUAUAGAUAACCUACAAAUGGACACUUCCAUUGGUGGAAUAUUUAGCAAUAUCAUUGCCAAAAAGGAAGCAAAAAAUAUCACUCCUUAUAGGGAAAAAAUAAAAAAGAGAAAAGAAAAAAAAAAAAAAAUUACUCAGAAAAAUGUUAAAGCAUGUGAACAAAUGUUUGAAUCCAAAUAUGAAGCAGAUAGACAGAAUGGACAUGUUCAAGGAAGCGUAAUCUUGCAAUGUGACAACAUGAAAGUUUUUAAAAAUAAAAAGGAUAAGAAAAAGACCAUAGAUAAUAUCACACAAAUGGUGAACAAACAUAAGGUCCACACUAAAAAUGAUAUGGAAGCAAAAAAUGUAAAGAAAAAAUUCAUAAAGAAAAAGGAACAUGGUUUCGAAUUUUUCUUUGCAAAAAAAAAUGUAAGAAUGGAACAUAAAAUAUGUGAUAAGGACAUCACAAAGGAGGUAAAAGAAAAUGUGAACUGUAAUGAGAGGAAUGAUGACCCUAGUUGUCCUUCCUUCACUGCUAGCGCAAAACAUAGACUUAAUGUACAACUUGGCGCAAAAUUCCGCUCCCACUUAAACGAUAAAAAAGUGUAUCGUCCAAACAAUCAAAAUAAUUAUAUGAACAUGUACAUGAGCAAACAAAACGGGAAAAACGAACGAAACGAGCAAAGCAAAAGUUACAGUGACCAAAGUGCAAAUUACUCAAGCAAACCAAUGCCAAAAAAAAUGGACUACUCAGAAGAAAAUUUUUCUUCAUCAUCUCUCAAAUAUUAUCAUGAUAACGAAUUAGCACCUGAAGAAAAAAUAGUUUUUAUAAAUUUUUCCUGCUUGUUUUAUGUGUGCAUAUAUAAAAUUAAAUUGCUCUUAAAAUAUAUAGAAAAUGUCAACUCAGUUGUUCAGGGCAAUUAUUUCAGACAGGGAAUAUCACCAAAACAAGACCAUCUUUUAGCUUUUGUCGACCAAAAAAUUGAACGAUACUAUAUACUUUGGUCUAAUUCUGUUGAUUUUGUGUACCACGUGGAAAAUUACAUUUCACAUAUUAUCUUAAUUUUUAUUUUCCACCUUUCCUCCGUUUUCGUGAGAAUCGCUCCUAUACAACUUAGCGCAUCCUAUUCCUUAUUCAAAAUGGCUAGCUUCUCAACAAUUUUUAUGACCAGAUUUCUACUCACGCCACCAAUUUUUGCUCUCAUUAUUUGGCCGAUAAUAAAGACCAGAUCAUUAAAUCCGAGAACUAUUUUCAAAAUUAAAAUGCGUUUUUCCCUUUUGUCCCUUUUUAUUUUGGUCUUGUCUAUAUUUGAUUACCUUUGGACGAUAUUUCUAGUUUACAAGAAUUUUUGGAGAUUAGAUAAAAAUGUUCUGAUGAAUCUAGAAAGGACAUACAAUUGCAGCAUGUUUUCCCUAUCUGGGCUAUUUUUUUUUGUUCCAAUUUUCUACUUUCUAAUUAUGCAACGCUUAAAAUCUAUGUGGUAUAUGUACAUCAUUUGGUUAUCCAUAAUAAAUGUUAUAUACUGGAGUUUCAUGGAUGCCUGGCUCUCUGGUUUAAAAAUGAAUAUUUCCCUCAUGACUUUAAUUGUAAUGUGUAUUGUAUUUAUUAUAAGACCCUUCGAAAUGGUAAAACGGGAUAUAUUUUGCAGGUGUGUUUUACCGUACAUUUUAUUUCUGGAUGAUGUUUUAUGCACGAUCGAUUCUGAGAAAAGGCUUAAAUAUUUGUACUUCCAGAAAGUAGGUGUUCAAGCCAGAUCAAAUAAUUUUGAUACUUUUCACGGAUAG
Messenger RNA from Plasmodium gonderi, 3438 nucleotides. RefSeq lists its product as hypothetical. The coding region runs from base 1 to 3438 and encodes 1145 amino acids. The transcript is spliced from 6 exons. The record is from RefSeq and is a predicted model, not a curated record. NCBI's taxonomy places the organism in Eukaryota, Apicomplexa, Aconoidasida, Haemosporida, Plasmodiidae.